Molecule: messenger RNA, 7532 nt
Organism: Phyllostomus discolor (pale spear-nosed bat)
Lineage: Eukaryota; Metazoa; Chordata; Mammalia; Chiroptera; Phyllostomidae
Gene: YAF2
Product: YY1 associated factor 2
Exons: 5
Coding region: 178-792 (204 amino acids)
Biological process (GO): positive regulation of DNA-templated transcription
Cellular component (GO): nucleus
Molecular function (GO): DNA binding; transcription coregulator activity
Source: RefSeq, a predicted model, not a curated record
GUUUCCCCGACAGCUGGAGGCUGCGUGGGAUCCGGCGGCGGCUCGGAGCUCAGCGGUGCGGCCUUCCCCGCCCCCUCUCUCCCUCCUCCCCCGCCCGUUUCCGCCCGGCUUAUUAUCCUUCUUAUUGACAAACAGCGGCCGCGGCAGCGACUCUCAGCGUGCAUCUGUAGCCAAGCCAUGGGAGACAAGAAGAGCCCCACCAGGCCGAAGCGACAGCCGAAGCCGUCCUCGGAUGAGGGUUACUGGGACUGUAGCGUCUGCACCUUCCGGAACAGCGCCGAGGCCUUCAAGUGCAUGAUGUGCGAUGUGCGGAAGGGCACCUCCACCCGAUCCACAUUCUUUGAAGUUAUUGUGAAUGCCUUGAGGACCAAGGGACCGUUGAAAUUUCCAAUUUCAGGAAGGAAGCCUCGGCCUGUCUCCCAGUUGGUUGCACAGCAGGUUACUCAGCAGUUUGUGCCCCCUACACAGUCAAAGAAAGAGAAAAAAGAUAAAGUAGAAAAAGAAAAAAGUGAAAAGGAAACAACUAGCAAAAAGAACAGUCAUAAGAAAACCAGGCCAAGAUUGAAAAAUGUGGAUCGGAGUAGUGCUCAGCAUUUGGAAGUUACCGUUGGAGAUCUGACAGUGAUUAUUACAGACUUUAAGGAGAAAACGAAGUCACCGCCUGCAUCUAGUGCUGCUUCUGGAGAUCAACACAGUCAGAGUGGCUCUAGCUCUGAUAAUACAGAGAGGGGAAUGUCCAGGUCAUCUUCACCCAGAGGAGAAGCCUCAUCAUUGAAUGGAGAAUCUCAUUAAAGUUUAUUUUCUCCAGUUUCUUAGUCACUUCUGUCAUACCAUGCAAGUACACAGAUUAUGCCAAUAUUACCACAUUUUCAUGACAAACAUACUCAUGCACAAUCCAUAAUUUGCGUUUUACAUAAAAUAGGAAUUUGUUAGAAUUUGUUAGAUUUUAUUGCAAUCUGUGCCUACCAGACAUUUCCAGACUUUAACAUUUUGGUCUCCACAGUUAAAGGUGCCAUGAAAAUGUGUUUGACUUAUUCAUUAUUGCAGUGUUAUUGGUAAGUCUAUUUUCACUUUUAGUUUAGUGAAUUCUAACACAUAAAUCUUAAAUUCUCUACUAUUGGCAUGUAACGAAUUUAAAUUUUUAUAACAUAGUGCAAGCUGCCUAAAUAUGUAUUAUUUGAGAAUUGUGAAACAAAUAGUUAUAUGUAUACAAGUCAAAGAUCAACUUAAUCAACUAUUGCUGCAACAAGAUUUUCUUAAUGGUUAUCCUCUUAAUACACCUGCUGGUACUUGGUGUGGUUAAAUAGGAAAAUUGUUAUUAAAUAAAGAAUUUGUAUGAACCAUUGCCAAUGUUUUUGACACAUUUUACUAAAUUAUUAUUCCUGAAUUAUAUUUCUGGUUUUAUCUUUUCUUUAAUUUUUUUGUUUUUUUUUUCUUAUCUUUCAAAACAUUCAUUUAUUGUAAUGUUUACUCUCACAUAAGUAAACAAUAAAACAUUGAUUAUUUAGCUUUAUAAUUCAGGUUUAGUUCUAUUGUCAUUGAACACUGGUAUUUUCUGUAUUAAAUAAAAAAUUAAAAUUCAAUUAAUUAUAAUUGAAGCAUUUGGCUAAUGCAGAAGAGAAAAGAAACCUGCCAUAUUUUAAAAGCUGUAAUUUUGGAAAAGCUUUAACUUAAUAGUUCUAUCACUGUUUCCUUGCCCCAAACUUUAUCCAGGGUUAUAGAGGUAUGAAUCUAAUUAAUACAGAAAAGGAAACUGUUGCACAGAACUGGGGAACAAAUAGUCUUAAAAUCAGUUUAAUUGGCCUCUUCUUAAAUGUAACAAUUCUUAUGAAAAUCAUAGUGCCCUACUUACAGACACAUCUGCCAGUUUAUGCAUUUCUCAAUAUCUCCAAGUGAAAAGUAUUUACAGCCCCACUUACUAUUAUGCAAAGUUAUGAAUAAAAUAUUUUUAUGACUACAGAUUUUGCAUUUUUGUUUACAACUAAUAAAGUGUUUUAUGUUAUAUUUAAAAAUCAAACCUAGAAACCACACAGUACUUCCUAAAUUCUCCUAGGGUCUCCUGCUUUUUCUUAGCCAUUUGCUUAAUAUAUAGCCACCUGUAGGAGACUUCUGCAGUAUAAAUGAACUUAAAAACAUAAGUUGGAUACGAAAUAUCACAUAAAGACAUGAUAGCAUUUCAAGAAAAAAAUAAAGCUGUAGACCCUGACCGUUGUGAUAUUUGGUGGUUUCAUGUGGCAAUGUAAUUUUCUGUUUAAUUGCAGUACUUUUUACAGGCACAAUGGUACUGUCUUAUUUGUAAGAUGUAGUUGUGAAAAACAGUUAUUUGCAUACAGUAAAAGUCUGUGAUUAAAGCAUUUAUAUACCUCAUUCUUUAGUGUUAUUGACAAAUUAAAAUUUGUUUUUAUUAUAAGAUACUUUCAGUGGAACCUCAACUAACUGGUUAUGUUCUUUUAAAACAUGAAGUCUUUUUGUCCUAAUUUUUUAUGUGUUUCAAAUAUUUUUUAUAUACUUAUUUUUAGACAGAGCAAAAAUUACAAGUAAUAGUUACAGGGAAAAUAUCCUAAAUUUUAAGUCAAAACUAUGCUUUAGAGGUACUGGAUCUUCUGAUGAUGCUCAAAUACUUUCAGGAUGUAUUUUAAAUGGACUGCAAAAGAGAAAAAUUUGACAGAAGGUGGGAUUUUACCUGAAUGUGGGGUGGGAGCACAGUCAUCUUUCUGUAUUACUGGGGAGAUAAUGUAGCAUGGGAAUUAAGAGUACCAACUGGUGUCUGGUGUUUGAAUCCCUGUUGUAGAACCUAAGUGAGCUUGAGGAAAUCACUCAAGGUCAUUUCCCAUGUGUUAAACAGGGUGAUGAUAAUCAUAUCUAACUCAUAGGGUUGUUGGGAGGAUUAAAUGCCAAUCAUAUCAAAUUCUUAAAAUUACCUGACACAUACUGGAUACUCAGUAAAUGUGAGCCUUUACUGUCUUAAUCAGUAAAAUCCCAUUACAAAAAUACAAAAAUCAUUUCCAUGUCCUCUUGGAUGACUGAAGGGAAUUGUGUUCUGCAGGUUACACUGAAUUUUCUACAUCAGGUGUCUGCUCUGAUCCCAGAGCAGCUGUCUUUCUAUAAUUGAAGCACAUGGUGGUAUGCACUAUGACACAGGAGAAAUUAAUCUAGUUGGCUAGUUUAAAAUUUUCUUUUCCUUUCGUUAAUCAUAAUUAUCUUACUUGCCUUCAUUUCACCCUACCUCAAACAUUUCCAAAUGAGGAAGUAGUCCGAAAUCUAAAUAUUUACACAGAAUAUUAAAAUAUUUGAAAAGAUUCAGAGCCUGGGUUUAAGGUACAUUUUUAGUUCUGUUUCAUAAAUUUACCCUGUGAUUUUAGUAAUGGGUUUUUUUUAAACCAAAUCCCUUAUGAAAAGAGAAUUUGGAUGAUUUUCAGAGUUUAUUACCAUAUUUUGAUAUAAGUAAGAGUGAAGAUACAAUUUAAGGCAUAAAAGAACACAUACUCUUAAAGCCUUUUGUAUUACACAGUAGAAAUAGUUGACUUAAAUAAAGGUUUUAUUUUUAUUAAAUACUUCCCUAAAGUUAUAGUGAUGAGAGUAGACAAAGUGAAAACAUUAAAAAGGAAGAAAAACAGCAUUUCUAAGUUGAUUGCAUAUUGCCUUUCUUUUAGAUAAAAAUCCUUUAUUGCCUAAAAAGAAUGUAGUUUUUGCAUAUUAUAUGCAUUAAUGCUAACAGAGGCGUCCAACCUUUUGGUGUCUCUGGGCCACACAUUAAAUACACAAACACUAACAAAAACUGAUGAAAAAAAAGGUUUUAAGAAAAUUUCUGAUUUUGUGUUGGGCCACAUUCUUAGCCAUCCUGGGCCAAAUGCAGGGCACGGGCCAGACACCCCUUAGUUUCCAUUUAGGCCAUUUUUUACUUAUUUUCUUGGUGUGCAACUUACCUCUUCUCCAGAGUCUUUUAAAAACCUGAUGUAGGAACUGGGAAGUUGACAACAGCUUGUGCUUUGAAAAUUAGGAGAAAAAAGUUUGUGUAAGGAUAAGGAUAACCAUAAAAUAAUACUCUGACUUACUAGCAUUGCCCCUCCUACCCCAUCCCUUUAAAUACAAGCACCUUCAGUUGUCUGGAACACGUGUAGAUAAUUGAAGUGUGGAAAAGUUAUCAGUGACAAAAACAGAAUCGAGAGAUGAUGAAGGUUACAGAAUAUAGGACAUGACUGAUCACUUUGUGAAAAGCGGAAGUGAGAGAAUGCCUUCACUGGCUAUUGAUGAAAAAUAAGCCCCACUAAUACCAAAGGCAAGGACAAUAGGAAUGGGAAAGAAAUGAGGGAAGAAGAGGGGGAAGAACAAAGCACAAAUAGCAGAAAUUAGGUAAUGGGGCAUUGGGAUGCAAUCUGGAUAAUAGAGAAAAAUUACUAGGAAUGGAGAGAGAACAAAUAGAGCAUGUUUGUCUCAAUAUUUAAAAACAUUUUAUGAUACAUUCAUAAUGAUUCAAUCAUUGAAGUUUCAGUUCUUUAGACUUCACUAGGGCAGCAGUAUGUGUAAUAACUUCAGAAUGAUUUCCUUCAAAACCAGUUCAUUUUAAGAGAUGCCAUAGAGAAGUUUUACCUUGAAUUGCAUUAACACUUUACUUCCCUGAAUGCACAUCCCUGCUAGCCCAGGUAAUGGAAACACUAUGUUUUUAAUGUGGCAUUGUGUUUAGCCAGUGAAGAAUAUCUCUGCCUUUAUGGAAUAAGCUAAUUCUGGAGCAUAUGAAAGCUGUGAUAAGAACUUAUAUGGAAAAAUCAAGUAUAGCUCUGAAAGGUUUCAGUGCCAUGGGACAUAUUUCAUGCUCUGAAUCCUUUUCUGGCGGUGGUCCUCGUACCUUACCCUCCUCGCCGACCUCUCCCUCCAUCCACCCCACUCCCAUCCCUGCCCCUCCCAUCAGUAGCUGUAGACUAUAGUGGCUGUUUUAUCAUUGUAAUACUUUCAGUAUUUUCCUGAAUAUAUCAAAGGCAAAUCAAUUUGCCUUUUCCUUAAUCAGUAUUAUUCAACUCUGAACAUUUAUUGAGUAUUUGUGUUCUAGGCACUACUGGGCUUGGGGUUGGUUACAAAGAGGACAAAGAUGUGGUACUCAGAGGAGAGAUCUCUAAAUUAUUACAGUGCCAUCAAUGCAUUAAUAAAAAUAUUUGUACAAUACAGAGGUAGCAGUGAGGAGGGUGUGCUUGUUACGCUUUCUUGUCUAGAAAAUUCAUCUUGGCCAAAGUAUCCACUGCAGGUCCACACCGAGAAUAUUAGGAUCUCAUCUUGAUAGUUGCAGAUGAUAAUGUUGGGUGUCACAAGUAGUUUUAGCCAGUACUGUUUCAUUUCCCAGCUUGAAUUUUGCAAAGUUGAAAACUUUAAGCCAUGUAAUGUGAUGUUAUUUUCUUGAACAAAAUUUUUAAAAAUCAGCAAACAGCUGAAUGAGAUCUGUGGUUGUCUUUUUGUGAAGAUUAUUGAGGGAACAUUACAUUACUCAGAAUUCAAAUGAGGGCUUUUAUUUAGACCUGUUUCAGGAAAAGUUUUACUUCUGAGAAAUCAAUUUGCCUUUUCCUUAUGGACAAUGCAAAUCAUUAAUUUUUUGCUUUAGUCAUGAGAAAUCUCAGAUUAAAAUUAAACUUACUUUUAAUAGUUAUGUAGGAUACAACUGCCUGCAUGUCUAUAUUCUAACUUAUUUUUCCUAGAUUCAGAUUUUUAUCUACUUACAGUCUCCCCUGUGUUCUUAUAAAGUUCCUCAAAUCUCUUCUGUAAAUAAGGCUAAAUAGUAAUAUUUUUUUAAGAAGCUAAAAAACUGCUUUAUUUCAGGGUGUGAGGAUAAGCCCCAACAGGAGCUUUCUGGGGCAAGGAGCCAGUAAAGUAGUGCCUCUCCAGCUGGAAUUCCUGAUCAGUGGCAAUAAUAUACAAGUUUGGCAGGUCUUGAGAUUAUACCUUGGUUUAGAUCUGCUGACCUUGGAAGUAGGGAGUUGGGAUGAAAGCUACCAUACCAUCUUUAUACUUCCAUUAACUCUUUUAGCAAGACAGUUUAGAAACUAAACUGGGUACCAAGAUUUAUUUAGACUUUUUUAUAUGUAUUAUUUUCACUACCCUCUUUUAAUUCAUAAUAGCAAUGAAAUGAGCCUAUGUUUACUUGGGAGUCAGCAAGGUUGAGAAGAGUUGGGAUAGUGUUUAAAACCACUUUGAGAGAAAAAGACUCCUAAAGGACAAAAUAGCAGUGAAAGCGUUUUUUUUUUUUUUUUUUUUUUUUAAAGGAAAGCAGUCUUGAGUUUAAGAACCAAGUGGCUUGGCCUUAGGCCUAAGAGGUAGUUUUUGAUCUUUGAUAAUAAAAGUAAAUUUAAAAAAAAAACGACCUGUGUUUCCAGUACAGGAUAAUUUAAGGGGCACUUAAUUAGAACACAAUUUUUUUUUUUUUUACUUUAUUUAAAAUAUGUAGCCCCAGCUGGUGUAGCUCAGUGGAUUGAGUGCCGGUCUGGGAACCAAGGGUCCCUGGUUCGAUUCCCAGUCAGGGCACAUGCCUGGGUUGUGGGCCAGGUCCCCAGUUUUGGGGCACGAGAGGCAACCCACACAAUGAUGUUUCUCUCCCUCUUGUUGUCCCUUCUGCUUAAAUUUAAUAUAGAAAUGUAAAAAAAAAAACCCCAUUUAUUGUAGGACUGUCUAGUGAUGUAAUUUCUGUAUAGAAAAGAAGAUGGAUAACUAGAAUUCUGAUUGUUUUCAGCUAAGCACUGGACUUCUGAAGUGUGAUGGUAUUCAAUUAUUUUCAGACUUCAAUUUUGGGGAACCUGGGUUAGGAGAAUGUGUGCAUAUGUAUUUGAAUUCUGAUUUUCCCCAUGACUAUACUUCCCUGCAAACCUAGCUUUUAAUUUACUGACAGCAUUUAUUUUAAAAUCAUAGAUUAUAAUCUAUUGUAGUAAUCGGAAUGAAGAUUGAGCCAGGAAGAAAUACAGAGAUGGUCCACAGGAUAGUUCUUGCUCUCCUCCCCACUCCAUCCUCUCCAUACUCUCCCUCCCUUGUGGCUGUGAACACCAGCUAAAUUUGGGGAUUAUAUAGGAGCUAAGGUGUCCCCAUUCAUUCAUUUUCUACUACCACUUUUUCUAAUCUUGUGGUUUAUAGAUGAGCUUUUUUUUUUUUUUUUUUUUUCAGUUUUUUUACUCUCUUCCUACUGUGACCCCACCCUCUUCCCAAAUUUGCUGGUCUGAAGGAACACUUAAAAUGAAACACUUUUUUGUUUAAACUGGCUACAUUAUUGUCUUUUUCCUCCAGUCCCACGAGGUCUUUCAGAAAUGGACUGUGGAAAAUGGAGAAAUUUCACUAGAAGCCUGCUGGAGGAGAGAAUACUUUUUACUUUCAGUCUGAGUUUCUGGGUCUUUGUGCUCUGUAACUAAUCUGACCUGUAUUUUUCUGAUUGUAAAAUUUUGUUUUAAUCUGUCAACAGGUUUUAAACCUCUCAACAGGUUUUCAUAUAACAUUGAUUUUUUUUCUUAAUUUGCAUCACUCAGUUUAGCAUUUAUCUGUUCGUAUAGCAUGGUAUAAUGGAA